ACGCAUGGAUCACAUUGCAAGCUAUGCAAUCAAUCUUCUCCUGUUUCCAUGUCCACAGUGUCAACAUGUCUUUCCAUUGAUGGUCGUUUUGUGUUAGAUUUGUGUUGAUCUUUCCAUUCACAUGAACACAGUCAAGGUUGGCAGGCGGCCAUGAAAGCAACUAUUUUGUUCGUGAUGAAAAUUUUCCUGAGCCAUGACCAAUUGCAGCAGCCUCGUUAUCUGAAUGUUUUCCUGUUCUCAUAUAAUCAAUGGGAGUUCAACUCAAGUCCUUAUCAUCGUCUCCGAUGGUAGACCACAUUCUGGAUUACCGCAGGCAGAAUUCAUGCCCUCCUCUGAAUUGGAGCCCCGUUUAAGAUGGGAUGCGUACAGGAGCCAGAAGCCGGGCUGCUGCUUCUGUGAAGGCAUGGCGCUGCUAUCCAGGCUGCCGCUUCUGGUCCUUCUCGCGGAGCUCGCAGCGGCGUCCUAUGAUGUCGGAUUCGUCUUCGAUGGAUUCACCGGCGGCGCGAACCUGAGCCUGAACGGCUACGCCGAGGUCACCUCCGACGGCCUCCUGAAGCUGACCAACUUCACACCGGAAGCGACGGGACAUGCCUUCUACCCUUCCCCGAUCAACUUCAAGAACGCUACGAAUGGCAGGCCGAUAUCGUUCUCGACUACCUUCGUGUUCGCCAUCGUGCCGGUGUACCCGAACAUGAGCGGCCACGGCAUCGCUUUUGCUCUCGCCCCCAACAGGGAGCUCCCCGGAUCCAUGCCCAGCCAAGAUCUGGGCCUCUUCAACAGUUCCGACCACGGCCAAGCUAGCAACCAUGUGGUGGCUGUCGAGCUCGACACGGUGAAGUCCGUGGAUUUCGAUGAUAUCAACGCAAACCAUGUGGGCAUCGAUGUCAAUAGCUUGAAGUCCCUGAACGCGUCGCCGGUGGCUUACUUCGAUUCCCGAGAAGGCGUGAUCAAAAGCCUGCAGCUGAUAAGUGGCGAGCCGAUGCAGGUUUGGGUCGAUUACCAUGGCCGGGAGACGAAGCUUGAUGUCAUGGUAGCUCCUCUUAAUGAGCCCAAACCUGCAGUGCCGCUCGUGUCCUCCACCAUCAACCUCUCAUCGAUCGUCUUGGACGAGAUGUACGUGGGCUUCUCUUCCGCCACGGGUGCCGCGACAGGAUGCCAUUACAUUCUAGGAUGGAGCUUCGGCCUCAAUCGAGAUGCUCCACCGCUGGAUCUCUCUAAGCUUCCUAAACUUCCACGUCAAGGAGGUCGGACGAAGAGAUCAACAGAGGUCUUGGCCAUCGAGCUAACUUUGGCUGCAAUAAUCCUCUUGUUGAUCUCCACCGCCGUUGUCGCCUUCAUCAUCAGAAGACGGAAGAAGUUCUCCGAGAUGCACGAGGACUGGGAGCUUGAAUACGGGCCUCAUAGAUUCUCCUACAAGGAUCUCUACAGAGCGACGAAGGGCUUCCACGAACAGAACCUGCUCGGCGUCGGAGGCUUCGGUCGGGUCUACAAGGGCGUCCUGCCGACAUCCAAGAUAGAGAUCGCAGUCAAGAAGAUUUCACAUGAUUCGAAGCAGGGGAUGAGGGAAUUCAUCUCGGAGAUCGUGAGCAUGGGCCGGCUGCGGCACCGCAACCUGGUUCGGCUCCUCGGCUACUGCCGACGCCAGGGGGAGCUCCUCCUGGUGUACGACUACAUGACGAAUGGUAGUCUAGAUAGGCACAUCUUCGACCUCAAGAGGCCACCGCUAAGUUGGUCUCGGAGGUUCCAUGCGAUCAAAGGAGUGGCAGCAGGGCUUCUGUACCUGCACGACGGAUGGGAGAAGAUGGUGAUUCACAGAGACAUCAAGGCCAGCAAUGUUCUCAUGGACACAGAAUUCAACGGAAGACUGGGAGACUUCGGUCUGGCGAGGUUGUAUGAUCACGGGACUAAUCCCCAGACCACGCGUAUCGUGGGAACACUGGGCUACCUUGCGCCAGAACUCAGCAUGACCGGCAAGGCGACGACACAGACGGAUGUGUACGCCUUCGGUGCUUUCCUACUGGAGGUUGCCUGCGGGAGAAGGCCGAUGGAUGUGCACGCACCGGCGGACACGCCGAACCUGGUGGACUACGUGCUCGAGUGCUGGAAGAUGGAUGCGAUUGCGGAGGCGAGGGAUCCCAAGCUGGGAGACGACUACUCGGCGAAGGAGGUGGAGUUGGUGCUUAAGCUCGGGCUGCUCUGCUCACACCCGGAUCCCAUGGCCAGGCCGAGCAUGAAGCAGGUGAUGCGGUUCUUGGAAGGCGAUGCUCCCUUGCCGAUGACCACGGCCGGAAACCUCAUCAGCAGUGUCGCCAAGCAGAGAUACGAUCGAACGUUCGAUGAUUUCCUCAUGUCGUAUUCAUCUUUCUCGGACGCGUCGCACGUAACGCAUUCAGCAACGUUGCUUUCGACGGCCGAUGAUUCCGCCAUGCAAUUGGAUGUAUAAAUUGAGUCUUUCGCUCUUUAUACAGCAUUCUCUAUUUCAUCAAUCACAUGUUGAUUUGAUGGAAAUACAUUUCGUAUCUCUGCAAACAACAUUGAUCUUUGGCAGAGAGCGAUCGGAAAUAUACAAUAUAGUGGUAGCACAGGUGAUCUACAGUUCUAAGCAAUAAUGAUGAUCGACUGAUCGGAUGUUUUA
This is a messenger RNA of Musa acuminata AAA Group (dessert banana), 2635 nucleotides long. Its product is annotated as L-type lectin-domain containing receptor kinase IV.1-like. NCBI's taxonomy places the organism in Eukaryota, Viridiplantae, Streptophyta, Magnoliopsida, Zingiberales, Musaceae. Gene Ontology annotation, biological process: defense response to oomycetes; defense response to bacterium; protein phosphorylation. The record is from RefSeq and is a predicted model, not a curated record. The transcript has a single exon. Gene Ontology annotation, molecular function: transmembrane receptor protein serine/threonine kinase activity; carbohydrate binding; ATP binding. Gene Ontology annotation, cellular component: plasma membrane. Bases 224 to 2443 code for a protein of 739 amino acids.